Messenger RNA from Carassius carassius (crucian carp), 1683 nucleotides. RefSeq names its product trichohyalin-like. Bases 24 to 1085 code for a protein of 353 amino acids. The record is from RefSeq and is a predicted model, not a curated record. NCBI's taxonomy places the organism in Eukaryota, Metazoa, Chordata, Actinopteri, Cypriniformes, Cyprinidae. The transcript has 2 exons.
UCUCUCACCGACAGUGAGUCAGGAUGUUCCAGCCAUCCAGUCCAGCAGUCCACGGGGGCCACCUCUCGACAUGGUUGAAAGCAGUGACGACCCCCUUCCUGCCCAAGGACUCCAGUAACCUGCAGCACCCAGAGCAACUAGACACCGAGCUAGAUGAACUGAUGGCACACGAUCCAACCCAAGGCGACUACUACAAAGAACUCGCCAGGAUCUUCGGAAGCCUCGUUCACAUUCUCGUCGCCCAGGCACGGCUCAGUGAACGGAGCAACAUCGACCUUGAACAGCAAGCAGCAACGCUUAAGCUUCAAGCGGAGGAGGCCUGGACGGACCAGGCCCAAACCCAGAGUCGUCUUGAUCAGCUCCUCCUCGAGACCCAAAACCAGCGCGAGAAAGAGGACGACACAGAUCCAGAGCUACAGAAAGAAGUGGAAAGACUUCACAAUACCCUGCAAGAUCUUCGCCUCGACACAGAUCAAAGAGAACAGCUGGAGAGAGAAUCCAGAAAAGAACUCAACAAAAAACUCCAGCAAAGUGACGCUCUCCUAAAAAGAGCAGAGACUGAACAAAAAGAAAGAGACUCUAAAACCUGGGCCUGCAAAACACACUUGCAAGCGGCCCGAGCUAAAAUCAACGAGCUUACUCUGCAGAGCGACGAGCUCCAAAAUGAACUUGACACUGUUCACACAGAACUGAGACAAUCUCACAAAUUACAGAGUGGCUGGAUCGGAGAAACGCACACCACAAAGUUUCUCCCGGCCCGCCACUCCAACCCUUUCAGCCAAGAGCCCAGAGCGGAAAAAGGGGGUGUAAGCUCACGGCUCAAGAAAUCACCAGCCAGCUUACCAGAACACCUGUCAACAACGGAGGGGAGAGAACCCUUCCAGAGAACGCAUGCCACUAAACCCUGCACGGCUCACAGAGAACUUGACAAGCUAGCCAGAAGCAUCCCUACAUUCAAGCCAGAUACUGCCGGAGGACAUGACGUUCAUGCUUCUUUACGAGACACUGACUUUCACUUGCAAACUGUCAUCAACGUGACAGAUGUGAACACAUUGUACCUGUUAAAAAAUCACGUCCAGCCAUGAUGUGCAUUGUUUUCUGGAUCGUCAACCAGAGACUGUCAAAGCGUACUACCAGCAACUGCUACAGACUUUGAUUCUUGAAUUCUCUGAUCCAGACUCAGACCAUGGGCUGCUUAUCGCUAUGGACCUCAAACAGGGCCAACUUGAAAACCCACAGACUUUCUGUAGUCAGCUACGAAAAGCCUACUUCGGAGCAUGCAACGAACCAAGUAUGGAACAAGAUGUCAACUUAAAAACUCUGUUCCUCCGAAACCUACAUGCCAGUUGGAGUUUUCAUCUCAGAGUCCCAGCGUGUCCACGUAACAGAACUACACAAGAGUUACGGAACUCAGCCCACAAAGCUUGCACCAAGCAAAAGACUAUUUGUGAAAAGAUUGUGAAAAACCCCAAAGUCUCUGUCUCUGAGCACUGCUUGGAGUUAACCCUAGAUGGCGCCCUAAAACACCACAGUCACAGACAUUUUUACAGAGAGUCAAUACCGUUCCAAGCCAGCAGAGGGCAACACAAUCGUGCCACGUCUGAGACAGCAGAGAUCCUGAGGGUGCUGAAAGAGCUUCUUUACAUGAAAACUUGCAAGGAAGACAAGGAAGAUGAACCAGAC